UUGAACUUGAAAAAAUAAAUUACACACACGCAGUCCACGCCGUCUUGUUGUUGGGGAAAUGUGAAAACCGACCGCGUAUAUAAAACUUGAUUGAUUGAUUAAUAAUCCUGAAUUGCUCUACUGUACGAGUGAAAUGUUUAAACAUACCCAACCAUUCUUAUGAAAAAAUGGAGGGGAAAAAUUAUUAUUAUUAAAAAAUGGAUGAUGUUAUACUUCGUCACAGACAAAAAAUACUGUUUGAAGGAAUAACUCUACUCGCUAUUCUGAUCUGCCAAAUCAACAUGUCGCAACCACCACCACCACCACCACAGAACGGAAGGACCAAAUUCGAAGGAUUGUUUGUUCAAUAAGCAGGAUUGUUGAUGAAGCAUGCGGAAGGCGCGACGAUGUUUUCAGAGAGCAGUGGUAGUUUUGUCCAUACUGCUGAUGCAGCUCCUUGUCACCCUCUUCGUUAUGACUGUAAAUCCGUCGCCGUUGAUAUGCCGUAAAGAACCUUACAGCGUACUUCCCCCGGACGAGCAUUUGAUUACCAGGGAGACCAGGGGUGUUCAUAUACCCUACACAAACUGCUAUGAUGUCCUGGACAACUCUUCGCAUGUUUCCAGAGAGAGCCUUGUCAUUACAUGUGACAACAACACAUCAUACUCCAGACAGACAGAAUUUGUUUCUGACUCACAACCCUUCUCGGUCCCAUUCAAGGAUCCCUGUCUCGGACUGUUCAUUCAGCAGCAUUGUUACGGACGCUACAGGGUGCCCAACGUCGUGCACUAUGUGUGGUUUUCCAGGAACGUCAUGGACGUGUUCGGCUUCCUGAGUAUCCUCAGUGUCCAGAGGUUCCUAAAGCCGUGCGUCAUACUGGUCCACGCGGAUGUUCUGCCGCACGGGCCGUACUGGAAGCACGUGCUUCGGCUCGUUCCUAACAUCGUGCACGUGCAUCGCCAGGCACCUGAGACUAUAUAUGGCAAACGUUUUGGUUACGUGCAACACAAAUCGGACAUAGCCAGGAUAGAACUUUUAACGGAAUAUGGCGGAGUCUACCUUGAUAACGACCAGCUGGUUUUGAAGUCGCUCGACAGUUUCCGUAAUUACUCGUUCGUGAUGGGACACGAGAAUUCGAAUAACCUCGGCAAUUCUCUGCUCAUUUCUGAGAAAGGAGCAAAAUUCCUGGACAUCUGGUACAAAACCUACCGUUCCUACAACCCCAAACAAUGGGGGAUUCACUCGACGUUUGUUCCGUUCACGCUUGCUAAAAUAUACCCUACACUAAUUCACAUUGAAAACGAAAGUUUCAUAAAACCCGACUUGGGUGGUAUUAAUCAGUUGUACGGUGGUCACUACAACUGGUCAAACAAUUACGCCGUUCAUUUGUAUACCAGAUGGGUGAAGAAGUUCUAUACAAUCCAAGACUUGAAGUAUCUUAAUUCGAGCCUGGGCGAAAUAUCCCGAUUAAUUAUGUUUGGUUUCGCGACCUUGUGCAGUGAUAGCAACUGACAGUUAAUGAGUGAAUAAGUUAACAAAAAGUGGCAGUUUCUGAACGGUGAAUAAAAUAAUGUUAAAGGGACAUUCCUGAGUUUGCUGAAAUUUUUAAGAUGUUAUCGACUAACAGAGACUUUUUGACGACUGUAAUUACAUAUCAAAUGUAUUUAU
This is a messenger RNA of Gigantopelta aegis, 1647 nucleotides long. RefSeq lists its product as uncharacterized. The record is from RefSeq and is a predicted model, not a curated record. The transcript is spliced from 3 exons. NCBI's taxonomy places the organism in Eukaryota, Metazoa, Mollusca, Gastropoda, Neomphalida, Peltospiridae. The coding region runs from base 370 to 1491 and encodes 373 amino acids.